Molecule: messenger RNA, 754 nt
Organism: Xyrichtys novacula (pearly razorfish)
Lineage: Eukaryota; Metazoa; Chordata; Actinopteri; Labriformes; Labridae
Source: the annotation of a GenBank genome assembly
AUGGAAUAUACAGGGUCACUUGGGUUCGAAAAGAGUGAGGCGCCUCUUAAUAACCUCGAUGACAUAGUUACAGUAAGUGAGAUAUUUGAAUGAGUAGAGAGAAUAAAUACUGAUUCAUUUCAGAGACAAUGAGCUAAUAAAGUCAAAUCUCUGUCAUUUGUUUCUAUUGUAGCUCCUCCCAGAUGUUAAGGAGCUCAUCGAGGUGGAGGAUGGGAGAGCGUUUGUGAGCCUCCUAACUGGUCUCCUCUGCACGGACCCCAAUAAGAGGAUGACUCCAGGAGAAGCCCUCAAACACCCCUUUAUAACGAUGAUCCAUCUGGAGGAAGAGGCAGAUUCCAGCAUGUAGUAAGUGACGGUCUUCUGGUCGCAGAGAUCUUUGCCUUGAGGUCAAAUGAUUUGAAAACUAAUUUUCAUGCUUCACUUUAGUGUGGAGGACGCAUUUAAAAAAAUGAGUCUGGUGACAUCUGAGAGUUCAGAUGAGGCCCUCAGUUUUGACCUUGUGAUAGAUGACAAACCCAAAACUGAGGGAACUCCAGCCCUAGAACCUCAAGAACCAGUCCCCUCGGCCACCAUUUGCAUCGAAAACCUGGAGGAGGCCGAUAGACAACCAAGGCUUGCUAACAAUGGGCCUACGACUGAAGCACAAGCUUCUGGAGUGAGGAGAAGCGGCCCGCUAAAACGGAUGCAGAGUUUCUUCACCAGGGCCUUUAGACGUGUUUUCGGGAUCAGAAAGAGACCCUCAACAAUUGUUUAA